AACGCGCUUAGCGCUCCCCCCUGCUUGUUUUUUUUUUCUCCCCCUUCCCUCCCCCCUGCAACAAGAUGGCUGUCGUUCCAGAAAGCAGGGUUCUCACGUUCAGCGUUUUCAAAUGGAGCUCUUACUCUUCCACGUAUUUACCCGAGAACAUUUUGGUGGACAAACCUAAUGAUCAGUCAUCCAGGUGGUCAUCUGAGAGCAACUACCCUCCACAGUUUUUAAUCUUGAAACUGGAGAGGCCAGCGAUUGUUCAGAGCAUCACCUUCGGCAAAUAUGAGAAAACCCACGUCUGCAACCUGAAGAAGUUCAAGGUGUUCGGUGGCAUGAGCGAAGAAAACAUGACCGAGCUUUUGUCCAGUGGCCUUAAGAACGAUUACAACAAGGAAACGUUCACCUCAAAGCACAAGAUUGACGAGCAGAUGUUUCCCUGCAGAUUUGUCAAAAUAGUGCCUCUGAUGUCGUGGGGUCCGAGUUUUAACUUCAGCAUCUGGUACAUUGAGCUGCACGGGAUCGAGGAUCCAGAUGUUGUGCAGCCCUGCCUUAAUUGGUACAGCAAGUACAGAGAACAGGAAGCCAUCCGCCUUUGCCUGAAACACUUUCGUCAGCACAACUACACGGAGGCCUUCGAGUCACUGCAGAAGAAGACGCGCAUAGCGCUCGAACACCCCAUGCUCACCCACCUGCACGACCGGCUGGUGCUGCAAGGCGAUUUCGACGCCUGCGAAGACCUCAUCGACAAAGCCGUUCGAGACGGUUUGUUUAACCAGUAUAUCAGCCAGCAGGAGUACAAGCCCAGGUGGAGUCAGAUCAUCCCUAAAUGCAACAAAGGUACAAGCGCCCAAGAAAUCAACAGGGACGACGUGAACAGCGAUGGUGACGACAACAGGCCGGGGAUGAGGGGAGGCCAUCAAAUGGUCAUCGACGUUCAGACUGAGACUGUGUACCUGUUCGGGGGCUGGGAUGGCACGCAGGACCUUGCUGACUUCUGGGCUUACAGCGUUCAGGAGAACCAGUGGGUCUGCAUCUCUCGGGACACAGAGAAAGAGAGCGGCCCAAGCGCUCGUUCCUGCCACAAGAUGUGCAUCGACUCCCAGAGGCGCCAGAUCUACACGCUGGGCCGCUACUUGGACUCCAGCGUCAGGAACAGCAAGUCCCUGAAGAGCGACUUCUACCGCUACGACAUUGACGUCAACACGUGGGCGCUGCUUAGCGAGGACACGGCGGCCGACGGGGGGCCCAAGCUGGUGUUCGACCAUCAGAUGUGCAUGGACUCGGAGAAGCAUAUGAUCUACACGUUUGGCGGCCGGAUACUGACGUGCAACGGCAGCGUGGAGGACAGCCGCACGUCCGAGCCUCAGUUCAGCGGCCUUUACGCCUACCAAUGCCAAGCGGCCACCUGGAGCCUCCUGCGGGAAGAUUCGUGCAACGCCGGCCCGGAGGACAUCCAGUCGCGUAUCGGACACUGCAUGCUCUUUCACACCAGAAACCGCUGUCUGUACGUAUUUGGGGGUCAGAGAUCUAAGACCUACCUCAAUGAUUUCUUCAGCUACGACGUGGACGGAGACCACGUGGAGAUUAUAUCUGAUGGCACCAAGAAGGACUCGGGCAUGGUACCAAUGACAGGCUUCACCCAGAGGGCCACCAUCGACCCUGAGCUCAACGAGAUCCACGUCCUGUCGGGCCUCAGCAAGGACAAAGAUAAACGCGAGGAGAACGUCCGCAACUCCUUCUGGAUCUAUGACAUCGCCCGCAACAACUGGUCGUGUGUGUAUAAGAACGACCAGGCAGUGAAGGAAAACCCCAGCAAGGUCCUGCAGGAGGAGGAGCCGUGUCCGCGCUUUGCUCACCAGCUGGUCUACGACGAGAUGCACAAGGUGCAUUAUCUGUUUGGCGGCAAUCCAGGCAAGUCUUGCUCUCCCAAAAUGCGUCUGGAUGACUUUUGGUCCUUGAAACUGUGUCGGCCCUCCAAGGAGUACCUGCUGCGCCACUGCAGAUAUCUCAUCAGGAAGUACAGGUUUGAAGAAAAAGCCCAAUCGGAGCCGCUGAGCGCACUCAAAUACCUACAGGAUGACCUCUCGCUCACUGUGGACCACACAGACCCCGAGGAGACCAAAGAGUUCCAGCUUCUGCCCUCAGCUCUGUUCAAGUCCAGUAAUGACUUCAUCCCCCUGGGUUUCUCAGACGUGGACCAGACGUACGCCCAGCGCACUCAGCUCUUCGACACUCUGGUCAACUUCUUCCCCGACAGCAUGACGCCGCCCAAGGGCAACCUGGUGGACCUCAUUACGCUUUAGCCCACCCGCUGCCCCCUCCCCUCCCCUGCCUUGCAACACGCCACGACCUCGCCCGCUGGACACAAAUGCAAAAGACACAGGAGGACGAGGGACCGACCACACACCAGGUACUUUCUAUUUCUAAUAUCUUGUCCCUUUUACGUCACAAUCUGCUGCUGCCACCCUGAAACUGAGACACGUCAAGCCAACACUGUGUUACACUAGAAUGGAAUAGUGUGUGUGCGCGUGUGUGUGUAGUGAUGACCAACUGUCAAUUUUUUGUUUUUCCUCUCGCCUCGGUCAUUUGCAUCCAGACUUUGGGUUAACCAUGUUCCAACUUGCCUCUCUUUGAGUUUCAGUUUUGAACGACUCGGUAGAACAUGGUUUGUGCAAUCAGAGGCCUCUGCCAUGUCUACUAAGAGGCAGUAGAUGGCGAUGAAGGGCCAAUCUGAUGACGAGUAAAAUAGUUAGGCUCAAUUUUUUUUUAUGUAUGCCGCCUAUCAUGAGUCCACUGAUUAUUUCUUUUCUUUCUUCCUAAAAGGAUUAGUCUAGCUGUAGCUAUAGAUUUUUAGUCAUAGUGUUAUGGUAUGCUGGAUACCAUCUUAUUAGUUUUGGUUGCUCUCGAAUGGAAAUAACCGUCAUUCAAUUCAAAAAUUGAAAGAUUUAUUUCUCUUAAGGAUGACGCAAUUCUGACUAGUUGAACCACGGCAUUAGAAGGACGGGCACAAAUUAAAAUCACGAUUAUAUUUUUAUUUGCAAGUGUCAAAAAAAAAGUCUCAAUAAUAUAACUGCUGCAUUAAUGUGUGUGUGUGUGUGCGCGUGUGUGUUAGCCGCAUUAGCAUCGGCGUCUCGGUUGCGUUCGCGUUGAAAUGAUCUGGUAAAAAGCAGGUAUGCAAUACAAACGUGCAAUCUUGUGUUUUUGUUGAAUCGUAGCACAGAAAAGCACUGAAUGAAUUAACGGUAAUGUUCAUUGAUUUCUGGGGGGGAUUAAUGUGACUCGGUUAGGGAACAUGUGCAAAGAUGGCCAAUUUCCGCGGUUUUACCUUAUUUUUGGAUCGAAAAAAAAAAGACGUGGCCAUUGUUUACACAUUUUUUAAUCAACUAUGCCCUUUGUUAUUGAUGUACAUGCAUUUAGUCUCUCAGCAUUGUAGCAAAAACAAUUUGGAAAAAGAAAAUCGUCACGAUACAAUAAUUGUUUGUCAUUUUUGCCUCAAAUAUAUAUUUAGUGGAAAUUUAUAGCAGAUUAAAGAUUUGUAAAUGAAUUAAGCAUAAUUAAAAAAUAAAUUCUGUCAAUGUUUUGACUUUUCUCCUCACUCCAAAAAUCCCCCCCCCCCCCCAAUAUUUAGACUUUUUCUUGUAAUUUUCUGACUCGUCAUUGCAUACUCCAGUGUGGCCAUUCUAAAAAUGGCAUUUGUUUACCGUACUGACGGCUUGUCGUCAUUAUCGCAAGUAGGGGAAGCCGGUGGUUCCACCAUAAGCUUCUUUUACUGGUUUUCACUGGUCAAAUUUUGUGUUGGAAUAGGCUGUGUGUGUUGCCGUGUGUCUGAGAAGGGGGGGGGGGGGGGGGAAUCAAAAGCACCUUUUCUUUGAAAGCGAUGCCAAAUAUUAUUGUUUAAUUUCCUCCUCGCUGAACCACACGAUCAUCCAUCUCGAACCCUGAGUGGAACCGGGUAGUUCCAAGCGCGGUACUGUCCGAUCUCUGUGGAAUGUGUAGAAAGCCUUGUAGUAUUGCAUUGUAUGUAAUGUAAAUAAUGAAUAAAGAUUGUAUUUUGUUCAGGUUUUCAUAUA
Messenger RNA from Syngnathus typhle (broad-nosed pipefish), 4061 nucleotides. RefSeq names its product muskelin 1, intracellular mediator containing kelch motifs (gene mkln1). The coding region runs from base 66 to 2294 and encodes 742 amino acids. The record is from RefSeq and is a predicted model, not a curated record. Gene Ontology annotation, cellular component: cytoplasm. Gene Ontology annotation, molecular function: protein binding. The transcript has 18 exons. Lineage: Eukaryota; Metazoa; Chordata; Actinopteri; Syngnathiformes; Syngnathidae.